AUGAUACUUGUCAUAAUCGGCUGUAUUGUGUGCGUCGAUCUCGCAAGAUCUCAGUUCACAAUACCACCUCGAGUUCAAGUAACUCCACGUUGUGGGUCGCAACUCAUUACGAUUGAAGUGAAAUUCAAUCCGAAUUACUAUCCAGACGGAAAAUUCACUGACUGGAUCGUUGUUGGCGUUUCAGGCCGACCAGAAUGUCGUCUACGUGGAAAUGGCGAAACCCAAUAUGUAAUAGAAAUCGCUGUUUUCAAUGAUCCAUGUCUUACUCAAAUGCCAGCUCCUGGUGUGUUUCAAAAUCGCAUACGAAUCGGUCAAAAUCCGGCUGUGAUUCUUCAAGGAGAUCAAACGCUGACUGUAAAAUGUGUAUACGGCCUACCAGAAGUCGAAACACUACCGCUACCAGUUAUCAGCCCUAAUUUUAAUAUUGAAAAUGGCGCCACAUCGUCUGCUGGCUUGCCGUUUGGUGCUAUUAUACCCACCAGCCAUACUCUCACUGGCACACAUUCCCAACCACAACCGGGCGCUGGCGCCGGUAGGACGGGAUCUUCUACGCUAGGGAUUUCGGACACUUCUCAGAAUGUAGACAAUCUUGCCAAUAUUGACACUUCCAAUCUUAGUGCUCAGUUGGAAGAACUGCUCAAGCGACAAAAUGUGAACACUAUUUCCAGACAGGGAGGAGCUCACAAUAGUCAUCUGACGGAUUUGUUGGAUAGUCGGCAUACGCGUCCGAACGCGAUCAUCCCCCAGUUACCGUCACGCAUCACAGAUCGAAUCGGAACGGAGGGAUCGAAGAAUGUAAACGAUAUUAGUGAUAUUCAAGUGGAUGGCCGAUCCGCAGAUUUGCCUCCAAGAACAACGGUCGCGGUGACUACGGUAGAAGGUGCUGGUUCCGGUGCCCAACAACGUGGUCGCGCUAGCCCAUCGAAUUUCUCCGUCUGGUUGCUACCAAUUCUACUCGGAGCUGUUAUAUUAGCGCUGUGCUUCCUUUGUUGUCUUUAUAUCUGCCUGAGGAGACAUCACGAGGCUAAGCAAAACCGGUCACGACUUCUUGUCGGUAUACCAGCAGGGACAACGACUAAUAAGACUGGCGCUCAACAUCUUUGGUGGGGAAGUCGAGAAGCGAAUAGAAACGAUCGGGUUAACUUCCCGUCUGAAGGUCACACCAAUUCGGCUGCCGUUUCACCCUCAGAAUCGCAGGAGACGUCUUCAACGGCACAGGCGACACGCAGUGCCUCUUCGGCCCCAUCGGCGAAACCUCGCGGAAUAUUCAAGAAAAAUUCAGGAAGAAAUGUGGAUAGCCGUGAGGAUCACACUCAGAAUGUGCGUGACGUCUAUUCAACGUCAAGAGAUGGCAGCAGUGGUUCACACUAUGCCUCGUCAGGAUUUUAUGGAAGAAAACAGUUUGAGGCAGAAACUCCCAGCAGGCAGGCUAGCUCUAAUAAGGCCGACUACCUGAGCACGUUAGAUGGUGCCAGUUCCAGCGGGAUGAAUUUGAGGUCGAAUCUCGAAGAGUACGUGCAACGAACACAUUCCCAGCGAAACAGUCAGCGCAGUCAGUAUGCUUCACGUUUGGAGUUCAACGACACGGACAUCUUUAGCGAGCGUGGUGUCGACGUUGGUAGCACUGAAGCUAACGUUCAACCUAUGCUUCCGAAAAGCUACUCAGAAUGGCGGCAUUGCCUGAUCGCUGGAUCCCCAGUGAAUAGGAGUGGCAGUCUCAAGGUCACUUCAAUGGAACAAGAAGCUGGUCGCCCAGAAGAUUCCGGAAUAUCCUCUUACAGAUCUAUAACAGAGAUAUAUCAUGCAGCUGAAACAGCUGAGCAGGGUAAACCCGAGGAAUCUCGUAAAGGAGAACUUAUUGUUGAACAUCGUGAUGUGUCCUCGGUUGAAGUGCUUGAAAAAUGUGUUCUACCAAUUCGAGGAUUUGGCGCGCGAAAGUUGACCGAGCAAGAACUAGGUCGAUGGCGGCAAUUGCUUGUGAGAGAUGCGACAUUCAGGCGUCAGUUGAUGAUGACGACUAGUAUUCAAGAACUAGACGACAUCUCACAACAACCCGAAUACCGUAAUCUAUUCACACGUGAGAAAUGGGCGCAGAUUAUGCAAUGUGUACAUAAUGCGCUCAAUCAGACUACUGCUCCAUUGCUCGAGAAUGCGACGUCCAACACUCAACUAAAUGUCUACAUUGGUAAUACUACUGCUCCAUUGCUCGAGAAUGCGACGUCCAACACUCAACUAAAUGUCUACAUUGGUAAUGUAGGGUCCGACUGGUGA
Ostertagia ostertagi is the source of this 2271-nucleotide messenger RNA. The record is from the annotation of a GenBank genome assembly. Lineage: Eukaryota; Metazoa; Nematoda; Chromadorea; Rhabditida; Trichostrongylidae.